UUCUGGAUGCAUGUGGGCAGUCCACGCGGAUAGUUUUAUCUACUUUUAUUCAGUCGUGUCUUGUUUUAUCAAACAAAUACUGUUUAUUGUGUGAAGCGAGUCCAGUCCGAUUUUUCUUCAAGAAUAAUUACAUCAAAAAGCAAACAUCAUGGUCAGAGCACGAAGGGCUGUGAAAAAGCCCAGAUCAAAGAAGCAGCAGCAGCAAUAUGACAGUGAUGAUCCUGAUGCUUAUAUAAAUGAAGAGAUUCCUGAUAAGAAAUCGUCAAAAUAUAUGGAGGAUAAAAUAGACGAAUUCCACAACGAAAAGAUCUCAAAACUUUUGGCUGGAGGGGUUCAAGAAGACAGCGAUCAAGAGUAUGAAGAUGAAGAGGAGGAAGUCAUGCCCCUGACACUUGAGGAUUCAGAAGAGGAAGAAGAACAGGAGGAGGGAGAGCAGGAGGAUGAUGAUGAUGAAGAUGCAGACAUGGAGAGUGACCUGGAAGGGAAAAAAGAUGAUGAUCUCCCAAAUGAUAUGGCUUGGGGACAAAGAAAGAAGAUUUUCUAUGAUUCUGAUUAUAUCGCCACAAAGGGCAAAUCUCUUGAAGAGAUUGAAGCAGAGGACAAAGAAGAGGAAGAAGAAGCCAAAAACAUUCAGAAGAGACUGGCAGCCAACAUGAGUGAGGAAGACUAUGAUCUCAACCUGCUUGAGGAGUUUGCAGCAGAGGUUCAUGCAGAAAAGGCAGUUGAAAAAGAGGAAAGGAUUGUGAAGGACCUGAAGACAAUGUCACAGAAGGAAAAGCUGAAACUGCUAAAGAAAGAGUCACCAGAGUUAUUGGAACUUAUUCAGGACUUCAAAGCAAAGCUUACAGAGUUGAAGGAUGAGGUGCAGCCCCUUGUGGAUAUGGUCAAAAAUGGGCAGAUUCCUCCUGGAAAGGGUGCAAAUUACCUCAUUACCAAACAGCAACUUUAUCUCAAUUACUGCACAAACAUUAGUUUUUAUUUAGUUCUCAAAGCAAAGCGAAUUCCAGCACAUAACCAUCCUGUAAUUGAGAGACUGCUGACCUACAGGAAUCUGAUAAAUGAACUAGCCGUGGUAGACGCUAGACUGGCUCCUCAACUGCGUCAGCUUCUCUCUGGAGACCAGCCAGACUGGACUACAAAAAGAUCAGCGGGCAGCAAACAUAUCAAAACCAUUGUGUCAGGAGAGGCUGGGUUGGAAGAAGCCGAGGUAUCUGACUCUGAUGAAGAAGCAAAUCUGCGCUUCUAUAAUGCCAUGGCAGAGAAGCAGAAACUCAAGAGGAAGAAGGAGAUACAGAAUGAGGAAGGAACAAUGGAGGAGGAAGAAAUGGCAGGAGAUGCUAAAAGAAGAAUUACCCAUCAGAUGUCCAAGAACAAAGGGCUCACACCCAAGAGGAAGAAGAUUGAUCGGAAUCCCAGGGUCAAACACAGAGAGAAGUUCAGACGUGCACAGAUUCGUAGGAAGGGUCAAGUUCGUGAGGUGCGGCACGAGGAGACGAGAUAUAGUGGCGAAUGGUCUGGUAUUCGUGCUGGAGUUAAGAGGAGUGUCAAACUCAAAUGAUAAAUCUCAACCAAGCUGGAAUGAUAUGAUCAAAUUUACUUCUGGUGUUCUACUGUUGGAAGUGAUGUUAUUUACAACUGCUCAAAAAGUAAAUGAAUAUGAAAUAAACUUACCAAAUAUAAUCAGACAUUUUUUAUAUUUUCUCCC
Molecule: messenger RNA, 1705 nt
Organism: Xyrauchen texanus (razorback sucker)
Lineage: Eukaryota; Metazoa; Chordata; Actinopteri; Cypriniformes; Catostomidae
Gene: utp3
Product: UTP3 small subunit processome component
Exons: 16
Coding region: 149-1558 (469 amino acids)
Biological process (GO): maturation of SSU-rRNA from tricistronic rRNA transcript (SSU-rRNA, 5.8S rRNA, LSU-rRNA)
Cellular component (GO): nucleolus; small-subunit processome
Source: RefSeq, a predicted model, not a curated record